AUGUCUAUCCCAAACGAGGCCUUGCAAAGGCUCGUCCAGGAGAUUGAAAUCCAGGCCAUUCAAGCCCAGCAACAAAUCAGUACUGUCAAAUCACAGAUAGCCCUCAAGCAACGCGAAAUUCGCAUGCUCCAACUGACCUCGAGCGAGGUGUCUACCUUGCCAGCUGAUACACCGGUCUACGAGGGUGUUGGCAAAAUGUUUGUCUUCAACCCUAUUCCGGAUGUCGAGAAGAGGUUGACGACCGAAACAUCGGAGCUGAAGGCGGAUGUUGAAAACUUGGGGAAGAAGCUUCUGUAUCUAGAGACUACGCACAAGAAUAGUCGCGAGCACAUUGAUCAGAUCUUCAAGAGCGGCGGAAAAGCAUGA
Molecule: messenger RNA, 366 nt
Organism: Venustampulla echinocandica
Lineage: Eukaryota; Fungi; Ascomycota; Leotiomycetes; Helotiales; Pleuroascaceae
Exons: 3
Coding region: 1-366 (121 amino acids)
Biological process (GO): protein folding
Cellular component (GO): prefoldin complex; cytoplasm
Molecular function (GO): protein folding chaperone
Source: RefSeq, a predicted model, not a curated record